ACACUCUGAAUCCGAGGUGUAAGUUGGUACAUAGUUCUCUAUGUAAAACUUUCCACUUCCAAGACCAAGACCAAGACAAUUACAAAGUCUUUGUUAUGCAACACCUUCUCCUUAAUAUUAUUCUUUCAUCUACCUUCUUCUUCACUGCAAAAUACAACUAUUCAAUGAAACCCUGCAUGCUUUUUCUCUCUGUCUUAUUAUUUCUUCUAACCUAUGUUGAGGGUCGUUUUGUGGUGGAAAAAAACAGUAUCUCCAUUCUGUCACCACAUAAGUUAAGAGGUAAACAUGAUGGUGCCAUAGGAAACUUUGGUCUUCCAAAUUAUGGAGGAUAUAUUGUAGGCUCACUUGUUUAUCCUGACAAAGGUUCUUAUGGAUGUCAAGUUUUUGAAGGUGAUAAGCCUUUCAAGUUUCGCUCUAAUCGUCCUACUAUUCUUCUUCUUGAUCGUGGAGAGUGUUAUUUUGCCUUAAAAGUAUGGCAUGCACAACUAGCAGGAGCUGCAGCAGUUUUAGUAGCUGACAGCAUCGAUGAAUCUCUUAUAACAAUGGAUUCUCCGGAAGAGAGCACAGAUGCAGAUGGCUACAUCGAAAAGAUUGUAAUUCCAUCAGCACUAGUAGAGAAAUCCUUUGGCGAUUCGUUGAAAGAAGCUUUAAAUAACAAAGACGAAGUUUUGCUACGAAUAGAUUGGAGGGAAUCAGUACCUCAUCCUGAUAAUCGAGUCGAGUACGAGUUCUGGACUAAUAGCAAUGACGAAUGUGGUGCUCGGUGCGAUGAACAGAUGAAUUUUGUGAAGAAUUUUAAAGGUCAUGCUCAGAUUCUUGAGAGAGGUGGAUACACACUGUUCACUCCACAUUAUAUAACAUGGUUUUGUCCGAAGCCUUUUGUUGAAAGUAGUCAGUGUAAGUCUCAGUGUAUUAACCGCGGAAGAUAUUGUGCGCCGGAUCCAGAGAAAGAUUUUGGAGAGGGGUAUGAAGGGAAGGAUGUUGUGUAUGAGAAUUUGAGGCAGUUAUGUGUUCAUAGAGUAGCUAAUGAGAGUAACCGUUCAUGGGUGUGGUGGGAUUAUGUGACAGAUUUUCAUGUUAGAUGUUCUAUGAAGGAGAAGAAAUAUAGCAAAGAUUGUGCUGAAGUUGUCAUGAAAUCAUUAGAUCUUCCUAUUGAGAAAAUUAAGAAAUGUGUUGGUGAUCCUGAAGCGGAUGUGGAGAAUGAAGUUCUAAAGAUUGAACAAACAGCACAGAUUGGAGGAGGAUCUCGCGGCGAUGUCACCAUUUUGCCAACAUUGGUUCUAAACAAUGUCCAGUAUAGAGGAAAAUUGGAGAGAACAUCUGUAUUGAAGGCGGUAUGUGCGGGAUUUAAGGAGACUACUGAACCUCAAGUUUGUUUAAGUGGAGAUAUUGAAACUAAUGAAUGUCUUGAAAGAAAUGGAGGAUGCUGGCAUGAUAGAAAUGCUAAUGUAACUGCUUGCAAGGAUACUUUCAGGGGAAGAGUUUGUGAGUGCCCUGUUGUGAAAGGUGUUCAGUAUAGAGGAGAUGGCUAUAUAACAUGUGAAGCUUUUGGACCUGCAAGGUGUUCUUUAAACAAUGGAGGUUGUUGGUCAGAAACUAGAAAUAAAAUUACUUUCUCGGCUUGCUCAGAAUCCGAGUUAAAUGGCUGUCACUGUCCAGUUGGAUUUCUUGGAGAUGGCAAUAAAUGUGAAGAUGUUGAUGAAUGUAAGGAAAGAAGUGCAUGUCAAUGUGAUGGAUGCAGCUGUAAGAAUACUUGGGGUAGUUAUGAUUGUAAGUGCAAAGGAGAUCUUCUAUAUAUCAAGGAACAAGAUACUUGUAUUGAAAGAAGUGGAUCAAAAUAUGGAAGGGUCCUUGCCUUUGUGGUCGUAGCAGUUGUUGUGGGGGCUGCUCUAGCUGGUUACAUUUUCUACAAAUAUAGACUCAGGUCUUACAUGGACUCAGAGAUCAUGGCUAUCAUGUCACAAUACAUGCCACUAGACCAGCAAAACAAUGUGGUGCAUGCUGAAUCUCAGCCUUUACGACAAGACACGGUGUAAGAAAUAAGACAUAAUAAACAAGACAAGAUCGAUUGGCUUAAGUUGAGUCCAUUUGACUGCGAAGGGAAAUUCAGUACUUUACAAUAGGAUAAUCAUGUGAACGAUUGUACACACAGAGAAACUUCCUCUAUAGAAUAAUAUCAUGUUUUCACAGUUUGUAAAUAGAUCACUUGAUAUAGCUGUAAAUGAAAACAUGGGAUGACAUUCAUACAAAAAAAUUGCAUACAGUGUAGCAUUGUGCCUACAGGCAGUACUAAGUAGUAAGUACCUCCUUCUCCAUC
This is a messenger RNA of Cicer arietinum (chickpea), 2317 nucleotides long. RefSeq names its product vacuolar-sorting receptor 6. Lineage: Eukaryota; Viridiplantae; Streptophyta; Magnoliopsida; Fabales; Fabaceae. The record is from RefSeq and is a predicted model, not a curated record. Gene Ontology annotation, molecular function: calcium ion binding.